This is a messenger RNA of Solea solea (common sole), 3360 nucleotides long. RefSeq names its product AFG3-like AAA ATPase 1 (gene afg3l1). The record is from RefSeq and is a predicted model, not a curated record. Gene Ontology annotation, molecular function: zinc ion binding; ATP hydrolysis activity; metalloendopeptidase activity. Gene Ontology annotation, biological process: mitochondrial protein processing; protein-containing complex assembly. The transcript has 16 exons. NCBI's taxonomy places the organism in Eukaryota, Metazoa, Chordata, Actinopteri, Pleuronectiformes, Soleidae. Bases 130 to 2418 code for a protein of 762 amino acids. Gene Ontology annotation, cellular component: membrane; m-AAA complex.
ACGUAAAAUUUCGACAUUCACGCUGUUAUCCAACUACUUCAGCUGCAUGAAAUCAGUGAACUUCGCCAAAGACAUUCAAAUAAAAAGUAGUGUUUUUGAAUACAAUACUGGGCAUACGGCAGAGGGAGGAUGUCUCAGUACCUGAGGCUCCUCUCGGCGGCGGUUCUGCCUCUGUGCCGGGCUGGAGGAACCCGGGCUCGGCUCUCUGUUCUGAGGGCAGGACGACUCUUCACAGCCGGAUACAAGAGCUCCUCUACCGCGAAUAUCUGUCGGACUCCAGCUAACUUCCUGUUGAGGAGCAGAUUCCAGUCAGCUCAACGGCGACUGUACUCUACUGAACCCAAAGAUGGAGGAGGAGGAAGAUCAAGUGGAGGGAAGAAAGGAGGUGGUGCAGGAAAAGACUGGUGGAGCCGAAUGCAGAAGGGCGACUUCCCCUGGGAUGAGAAGGAUUUCCGUUACAUGGCGAUCACCGUGGCUGGAGUUAGUUCAGCUCUGCUCUACUACUACUUCAGAGACAAUGGCAGAGAGAUCAGUUGGAAGGACUUUGUUCACAAAUACCUUGGCAGAGGCCUGGUGGACCGGUUGGAAGUCAUCAACAAACAGUACGUCAGAGUCAUCCUAGUACCAGGAGGUGACGCUAAUACGAGCUACGUUUGGUUCAACAUUGGCAGCGUGGACACGUUUGAGAGAAACCUGGAGAUGGCACACAUGGAGCUCGGCUUGGAACCAUCACACCGAGCCACUGUAGUGUACAGCACGGAGAGUGAUGGCUCUUUUCUCAUGAGCUUGCUCCCCACCCUGCUGCUGAUUGGUUUCCUCCUGUUCACCGUGAGGCGAGGGACAAUGGGUGGAGGCGCAGGAGGCGGGAGGGGUGGGCCCUUCAGCAUGAGCGAGUCAACAGCAAAAAUGAUGAAGGACAGCAUUGAUGUGAAGUUUAAGGACGUGGCUGGCUGUGAAGAGGCCAAACUGGAGAUCCUCGAGUUUGUCAACUUCCUGAAGAACCCACAGCAGUACCAGGACCUUGGAGCCAAGAUACCCAAGGGUGCGGUUUUGUCUGGUCCUCCUGGAACAGGAAAGACACUGCUGGCCAAAGCCACAGCUGGAGAAGCCAAUGUCCCGUUUAUCACUGUCAAUGGCUCCGAGUUCCUGGAGAUGUUUGUAGGCGUCGGUCCAGCCAGGGUGAGGGACAUGUUUGCCAUGGCGAGGAAGAACGCCCCCUGCAUCCUCUUCAUCGAUGAGAUCGAUGCUGUAGGGAGGAAGAGAGGAGGAGGUAACUUUGGUGGUCAGAGUGAACAGGAGAACACCCUGAACCAGCUGCUGGUGGAGAUGGACGGUUUUAACACUGCGACUAAUGUGGUGGUUCUGGCUGGAACGAACAGACCUGACGUUCUGGACCCUGCUCUGAUGAGACCAGGCCGCUUCGACAGACAGAUCUACAUAGGUCCCCCGGACAUCAAGGGAAGGGCGUCCAUUUUUAAAGUUCACCUUCGACCAAUCAAAGUGGACCCAAACAUGGACAAAGACACGCUCGCCAGGAAGAUGGCCGCUGCUACACCAGGAUUCACCGGAGCUGACAUCGCCAAUGUCUGCAACGAGGCUGCUCUGAUCGCUGCCAGAUACCUGGGCCCGUCUGUCAAUGCCAAACACUUUGAACAGGCCAUCGACAGAGUCAUUGGAGGUCUGGAGAAGAAGACUCAAGUCCUACAGCCGACAGAGAAAAAGACUGUGGCGUAUCAUGAGGCCGGUCACGCCAUCGUAGGCUGGUUCCUGCAGCACGCGGACCCACUGCUGAAGGUGUCGAUCAUCCCACGUGGGAAGGGUCUGGGUUAUGCUCAGUACCUGCCCAGAGAGCAGUACCUGUACAGCAGAGAGCAGCUGUUUGACAGGAUGUGCAUGAUGCUGGGAGGCCGCGUGGCUGAGCAGGUCUUCUUUGACCGCAUCACGACUGGAGCUCAGGACGAUUUGAAGAAGGUCACACAGUCUGCCUAUGCUCAGGUGGUGCAGUUCGGUAUGAGCGAGAAGGUGGGGCAGGUGUCGUUUGAUCUGCCCCGGCAGGGCGAGAUGGUCAUGGAGAAGCCAUACAGCGAGGCCACGGCUGAGCUGAUUGACGCGGAGGUCAGAGAGCUGGUGGACCGAGCGUACGAACACACUCUGCAGCUCAUCCGGGACAAGAAGGACCUGGUGGAGAUGGUAGGAAAGCGUCUCCUGGAGAGGGAGGUCCUGGACAAGGCCGACAUGUUAGAGCUGUUAGGUCCACGGCCGUUUGAAGAGAAGUCGACGUACGAGGAGUUUGUGGAAGGGACGGGGAGCUUCGAGGAGGACACGAGUCUGCCGGAGGGCCUCAGGCACUGGAACCAGGAGAAAGGAGUGGAGGCUGAGGAGAGCAGCCCAGCUCAGGACAAACAGCAGGCUGUGUAGAGCUGGAAAACGACUGUCCACUAAGACACACGAACGCUUUCACGUCCCAGGUGCAAAAACUGACCUACGUUUGUAUUCACAUUUACAGUGUCUGGGAUAUGACAAUUUAAAAGAAAUUAAAUAAUUCAGACCCUCCAAUUAUUCCCAGAAUUACGAGCAGUGAGUUCCCCGCACCAUCACAGUUGUCUCCUCAGCACUCCUUUAGUGUUUAGUUUGAUGUUACAUUAUGGGCUAAAAUAGAAAGAAGGGGGCAAAUAAGUUCAGAAACAACGAGCAUAUUUCACUAUUCAUGAAAUGAAUGUAAAUGGUGUGUAUUUAUACUGCGUGUACAGACUGAUAAUUCCUUUUAUUUAUUUCAUGAAGUCUACUCUUACCCUCUGGACUGACGCCCGCCUUCUUCGUAAUAAGAAGGAAGGUCAAGCUGAACAAAUUGAUAUUUUGAUUUUUACCAUUUUAAAUAUUUUGCUUGUGUGUAUUAAGUUUUAUUUAGUUUUUUCCUGUAGUUUUUGACAACAUUUCAGAGCACGUACAGUUUCAGCUAGUCCAGUGUCGCAGUCCGUUUUGAUUUGUUUUAUGCACAAAUCUUACCCUGAUGCUGCGUCAGUGGUAUGUAAGUGUUUGAAGCACAAACGUUCACACCUCUGAGGAGGUAGCGUUGUUUGUGCAGUUGCAGGAAUAUGUAUACAAAACAAAAGAAAAAUAAUUUCUGCUAAAUAGAAUACAAUUUCUUUGUUGCAGAAAAUGUUGGUGUGCAUUUCUGUACUUUGCAACAGUUUUGGAGCUGGCAUUGAAGUUUAAGAACUUAAUAUACGAGUUAAACUUUAACAGGUCAAUGGAAGGAAACUUGUGCUGGUAGGUCCAUUUUAUCUCAGAAUCUAAUCUGCUGGUGGAAAUUAACAAUUAAUUGCUGGAUAUGACAAUAAAAAGGAAUAAAAUAACGUA